CCUCGACGCUCCUUUGCGUACCCCCCCUCGCCGACCAUGGCGCGCGUCUUUGCCGCCGUCAGUCUCAGCGACUGUAACAUUAGCAACCAAGAUCAAACCACGCCCUACACCGGACCUGACGCAUUCGGCGCAUUUCAGAGCGUGUUCCGACAAGUGGCGGCCGUGCCGCCGCAUCAUUCCGAAAGUGAGGGACGCGCGAAGAAGCGGCGCAAGCUGCUCAACAGCCACCAUGCAAACGUGCAGGAGUCCUUUGACCCAAGUAAGAGUGCUGUGCUUGCAACAGUCAUGUUAGACCUGGCUCCUAGCGAAAGUCAGACUCCGCCCUCCCUUCCGAACGAUGCGCGUACCUCGAUACCGCUGCAACUGGCAUCGUUCUCCCGGCAGGAUGAGAGCCGGAUAACGUUAUCAGUGUUCGAUCCCGCCACCUCGACGACCCUCGCUAUCUGUGCUAGUGCCGCACCCGCAGUGCUCGAAUCGCUUGCGACGCAUCUCGAGACAGCCGCAUCGGUUGGCGCGGAGUGGGAGAAGUCCUCGCCAAGCUCAAGGAACGAUUACAUUCCCUUCUGCCGUUGCGUUCUUUUGGCUCCUUCAUCGGACCAACAAGCACCACGCUUGGAAAUUGAGCUGCGCUGGCCUUUUGGUGCCUCCUUGGUCGGCACCUGGAGGGCAAGGUUUCAGCACCGUGCGAACUUCAAAAUCUUGUCCACAUAUCUUCCGAACACCUCUGCCGGAGACAAGUCUCCAUGGACGCUUUCUGACUUCUACGAUGCUGUUCACGUCCCGCCGCAGAAUAGCGACAUCCCCGCCCGCCUGGCAGACAGCUUGCCCUCGACUACCUUGUACCCUUACCAGCAACGAUCGGUACAAUGGAUGAUGCAACGAGAGGGAGCGUCUCCAACACCUGAACUUAACAAAUACCCGGUAUCAUUCUCUCCUGCUCAGGAUUGUACAGGGAAGAAGUGCUACGUCAGUGGUGCCCGUGGCAUGGUGGUCGAUAAUUUGGAACGGGACUGGGAUUCGACUGGCCUACACGGAGGCAUCUUGGCCGAGGAGAUGGGUUUGGGAAAGAGCGUUGAGCUGAUCUCGCUCAUGUGUCUCAACAAGCGAGACAUCACCAAGGAGGACGUGCACGACCUGUACCUUGGCAAGACUGUCAAGGCUUCUAGUGCCACGUUGAUCAUCACACCGCCUGCUAUUCUCGAGCAAUGGAGGACAGAAAUCAACAGGCACGCACCUCAUCUUAAGGUUUUCCACUACCAGGGCAUGGCUCGACAAGGGCUUUCCAAGAAUGGAAUUGACGAGACAACAGUUGAGCAUUUACUUCAGUUUGACGUCGUCUUAACGAGUUACAAUAUACUCUCAAGAGAGUUGCAUCACGUUACACCCCCGCCUGAUCGUUCACUACGACGCAAGAAGGUACACGAACGUCGAAACAGUCCAUUGGUAGACAUAUCCUGGUGGAGGGUAUGUCUUGAUGAAGCCCAGAUGGUGGAAAGCGGCGUUAGUCAAGCUGCUACGGUCGCUCGUAUCAUACCCCGUUGCAACGCCUGGGCCGUAUCUGGUACGCCCCUUCGGAACAAUGUCACGGAUCUUGUCGGUCUGCUAGUCUUCCUGCGCUGUGAGCCAUUUGCCAGUACCAAGGAUCUUUUCGGACGCUUAGACAAGACUUCCUUCCGAGAUUUGAUAUCCCGCAUGGCCUUGCGGCACACAAAGGAUCAGAUCCGCAGCGAGCUCGACAUACCUCCCCAGAGACGCGUUGUCAUUACGGUGCCGUUUACUGAGAUUGAGGAAGAGUAUUACAAGGAUAUGUUCCGCCAGAUGCACGAAGCGUGCUUUCUCAAUUCCGAGGGCGUUCCUAUUCGCGACGACCGAGGACUCGACCAUCCUGAAACUAUCGAGCGGAUGCGUGACUGGCUGGUACGGUUGCGACAAACUUGCCUACACAGCCACGUGGGUGAAAAGAACAGGAAGGCUUUCGGCACCAAAAACAAGACCCUUCGCACAGUUCAAGAAGUACUUCAAGCGAUGAUCGACCAGAACGACACGAAGCUCAAAGCAGAAGCUAGAGAUAUGAUUCUAUCUCAAUUGAAGUGCGGUCAUAUCUGUGCCUUCACUAAGAAUCUCACAAAUUCCUUCGACAAAGCCAUUCUCAAGUAUCAGGAAGCACUACAGAGUGCCUUAUAUUAUGUGAAAUCUUGCCGAGAAGAGGUCCAGGCCGAAGCAGAUGCACUGCAGCUGACCGAUUCAGGAGAUGCAUCUGAGCAUGAGGGCUCUGAUGGUGCCGAUGACAGAGAAGAGACAAGCGCCAAAUUUGCUCGCAUUACCACUCUCCGCAGGUCACUCCGGUCAUUCCUCGAGCUAGAGCAUGCGUGCUACUUCUUUAUCGGCAACUUGCAUUAUCAGAAGAAGGAUAACAUUGCCUUAACAAUGCCUGAUUCAGACGAAUUCCAUCAGCUGGAGAAGCUAGAGAAGGAAUGGUACGACAAGGCUCAAUUUAUCCGGCAGGAGCUCCUAAAGGAGACAGAGGGUCGCGCUCAAAAACAAAUGCGAAAGAUAAAAGACUUGACGAAUCAGCAUCAAAGGUUGGAGUUGACUGAGAUUGAAGAUCUUGGUGGUAUCGAGAGCAGCAGUGUGCUUGAAAAAUUGGACGUCAUCUCCAAUGUCAUUAAUACGCAGAGUGCGAAACUGAAGGAGUGGCGGAACAAGAUCAUCGAGAUCCUGACUAUGCCCCUCGUCGACAAUGACGAGGGGAACGAGACCACCGGUGAAGAGUACGAAACCUCGCUCAAAGUCCAGGACGAGCUUUACGUCUAUAUUCAGGCAUUCCGUACGAUUGUCGCCGAUAUGAUGGCAUCAGUGCAGGGGACAGAGGACAGGCUUGUCAAUCACGAGAUGGACCAAGCAGUCAGGCAAGCUCGUGAUGAUGACCCUGCCAGACGCGGACAUGCCCCUGAACUUCUCCUCCAGCUUGCUCAAGAACGUGGAAGACUUCGGUCGAAACCAGAGCACGGUUCGCUCAAAGGUGUCGUAGCUUCUGCUCGCCAAUUGAUUACUUCACUACAGUACCGAGCUGAUACGGCAGACCAGCGAGCCGCUGCGGAACUAGCCAUUGUCCAAAAGUAUUUUACACAAAUUCAAAAGAUGUUCACGAUGGAGAAUGAACUCACCGCCGACUUGGAGAAAGAACAAGAACAGUUCCGACUUACGAUGAACUUGCGCUUGGAAUUCUAUCGUCAAAUUCAACACAUCUCCGAAACUGUGGAAGACUACAAGGACAAAAUGGAUGAUAGUUUCGAUUUCCGAGCGUACGGGACACAGGAAGGCCUGAUAGGUAUUCGGAAGAUGAAGAUCCAGGGAUUCAAGGUCAGACAGACGUAUCUGCACAAUCUACGAACUAGUGCCACUGAACCGCAGGGUCCACGACGAUGUGACGUCUGUUUUGAGUCUUACGAUCUCGGUGUGCUGACCACAUGUGGCCACAAGUACUGCCGAGAUUGUAUGUUCACAUGGUGGAAGCAGAAUCACAACUGUCCGGAGUGUAGGACUCAACUCACCCGUGCCGAUAUGAAGGAGAUCACGUACAACCAAAACGACAUCGCCACAGCCCAGGAAGAAGACCAUUCUGCCGCAACGCCCCCAUCACCUAGCUCUAGCUCCUCUGGUAGCAUGUCCAUCUAUUCCGGCAUCCGAGACUCUACCAUGAACGAGAUCAAAACGGUCAAGCUUGAUGACUCGUAUGGAUCGAAGGUUGACAUGAUGGCGAAACAUCUGCUUUGGAUCCGGAACAACGACCCAGGCGCCAAAACUAUCAUCUAUUCUCAGUUCGCCGACUUUCUGAAGGUUCUUCGAAUGGCACUGAAGAGGUUCAAGAUCGGGGUUAGCGGUAUCCGCGACACGAACGGCAUCGAGAAGUUCAAGAAUGACCCCUCGGUGGAGUGUUUUCUGCUGGACGCAAAGUCGAAUUCUUCGGGUUUGAACCUAGUCAAUGCGACAUAUGUCUUUUUGUGCGAACCACUCAUCAACCCAGCUUUGGAGCUGCAGGCCAUAGCACGAGUGCAUCGAAUCGGACAAAAGCGCGCCACAACAGUGUUCAUGUACAUUGUCGGUAACACGGUCGAAGAAGCCAUCUACGACAUAUCGGUAAAGCGUCGCUUGGAGCACGUAGGACGCGAUGCUGGGUCCCGCUCUGGUACAGCGACUCCCGCCGUAAACGAGCAAGUGAUCGAACGCAACCUGGACGUCGCCAAUUCCGAAGAGAUCAAGACAGCAGCUCUCAGCAAGUUGGUACGCGAAGGCAACCAUGGCGAAGUUGUCGUCGAAGACGAUCUCUGGAAGUGCUUGUUCGGAAAGCCGAGGAACACUGGUCCUGCCAAUGGGCACGCGGCGACGGAGAAUGAGAGGAUGCGACUCGAAACCCGCAUACGGAGGGAGCAUUUCCUCCAGCAGAUGGAUGCCCUUGAUACACCUGGUACAAGCACUUCGCAGAUCAUUAUACAGACGGCGGAGGACAGGGCUGCUGUGGAUGCGGCGGUGUCGAGUGGCGACAUGGACGAAUUGCGAGGACUGCUGGACAACGUACGCGAAAGAGAGUGAGUUGCAGGUGCACCAGCUCUCGCUCGGGAGGCCAGCAGUGUCAGUUUGGGUUGGAAAUGCCGGCCGCAUAUCACGGCUCUUGGAUUUUAUGGCGCACGACGGAUGGAUGGAAAUACCCCUUGAACAAGACUUAUGAGCGAUUACAUGAGAUUCCAUUGGUAGAAAAUAUGAG
Molecule: messenger RNA, 4765 nt
Organism: Paraphaeosphaeria sporulosa
Lineage: Eukaryota; Fungi; Ascomycota; Dothideomycetes; Pleosporales; Didymosphaeriaceae
Exons: 2
Coding region: 37-4593 (1518 amino acids)
Biological process (GO): protein polyubiquitination; DNA damage response
Cellular component (GO): nucleus
Molecular function (GO): ubiquitin protein ligase activity; ATP binding; ATP-dependent chromatin remodeler activity
Source: RefSeq, a predicted model, not a curated record